Messenger RNA from Symbiodinium sp. CCMP2592, 1827 nucleotides. The record is from the annotation of a GenBank genome assembly. Lineage: Eukaryota; Dinophyceae; Suessiales; Symbiodiniaceae.
AUGGCAAAUCUUCAAAGUGAGCCAUGGGGCUUCCCCGGCGUGCCAGCCAGUGAAGACCAGCAACAAGAGACCUGCCAGGUGUACAACGAUCUGCAAGCGGCUGUGGAGGUGAGCUCGGGCUCCGUCUCCGCCGACUCGCCCGUUCUCUACCCGGGCUCCGGAUGUAGCUUGGCACUUUCGUGCCGAGACAUGAAGGUUUCAGUGUGGCUGCGUGACGAUCCUGGAGUUUGUGGGAGCUGUGCUGUCACUGCUAGUCGAAGCUUGACGUUGUCCCAGGAUUUCGGCGACUUCUCUCGUGAAGCUGCGGAACUGAUCCGAAAGGACAUGCGAGCAGCACGAAAGGAAGCCGGUUUGCGACAGGCACGAAAGAAGGAGAUUUGCCAGCAGCUGUAUGAGGAAGUGAAACGCGCAGCGGUCAGGAAGCAACGAAGAAUGAUCAUCUGUACAUCCAUCACCAUUUUGGCUCUUCUGGGCCUUGUCAUCUUCGGGGCUAUAGCUAUCGCGAAUAAGCUGCAGCCGCUCAUCUUCGAGGGCGAGAGCCAGAGCCACGAGGCUGCCGGCGUCGCCGCUCUGGCCGUGAUUCUGUGGUGCAUUGCCAUGGGCUGCGUGGGUGUGCUGAGGGCCAGCGCGGACGAUGCCACCGCCGCGCAGCUGCAGACCUCUCUGCGAGCGGCGCGCCCUGAGCUGCAGGGCUACGAGGAGGACGGCACCUUGCGCGGGAUCGCCCUCCGAGACGAGCCCGACGUUGAUUCCGAGAACGAGGACAUUCGAUAUUCGCUUUUUGUCAUUUGCUACUGGGGAAUGCCGAUCGCGGGCGUAAUCUGCGGAAUUAUGAUUGCUGCGCGGCUCUACGAAGAUGGCCACUUCUGGGGCGUCCUUAUCGUUUCGAUCCCGGCCAUCGCUGCGGCCUGCUUUGGUGGCGGCUGGAUGUGCCUGUAUACACUGAGACAAGAUGACUUGGCCUGGAGGCUGUGCCAGGCCUCUCUGGUUUUCUUCCAAUGGCCGCUGAUACUCCUGAAUGCUGUUGCGAAGUGCCGGGGUGGAUCUGACUCUGCCAAGGCCGUCUCUGCCCUGAUUCAGCCUGCGAAGGAGGACUUGAACCAAGCGGUGUUGCAAACGAACCAGAGGACCAUCGUCUUUGAGGGGAACGUCCUCCCGGGCCAUCACACCGUGGCUUCCUGGCCGGGGAAGUACGAAUCCGCCUGGGACUUGCUGGUUGCCGGAGCCCGGAAGGACGAGAUCAGCGCUGCCGUGGUGUUCCUGCCCGAAGGUUCAGAGCACUUUGGGCUGCACGAUCCCAUUCCCAGGACAGAGGACCUCCGCGACUUAAGAGGUGAAUGUUGGUGCGUGCCCCUCUACGGCGAAGCGAAACCCUGGGGCUGCCGAUGGUGGUCUCACUGGAUCGCCAACAUAGAGAAGGCGGUCCAGCUGGGGGCCACUCUCGAGGUCUACUUCUUCAAUGGGAAGAAAGGCCAAGGGAAAGCAGCGGACUUCGCAGCAGCCGGCACAGAGCAUCGGCGAAGGGACUCGAUCUUCCGCCGGAAAGCAGACUUUGGGAAGUCAGAGGGUUUCCUCAGAGCCCUGGAUGAUGGGCUGGACCAGCUCUCUAAGGAGAGAGGUCCAGAUGGCUCAUCACCUUUUUCGCGGGAGGAGCACCGGCUCUUCUUGGCCUGGCUGCAGGAGGAGGAACGCAAGUUUCUUGAGCAUUCGGAGGGCUUGGGAAAUUCACAAAAGGCGGAGGUUGCCUGGCUGGAACGGAAAGGCUAUCAUUACCUUGAAAAAGAAGUCAGCGAACUUGCCGAUUCGUCGCCGAAGGCGAUGGGUUGA